CGUUGGCGCCUCACAGUCGGUCGUUGCUUCUUCUUCCCGGCCUGGCAUUUCUUCACUCCCUCCCUCUCGACCUUUCGUUUUCGACUGAAAGAUUCAGAGCAGAAACGGAGGGGAUUGACGAACAAUGCCAGCCAUAACUCUUUCACAGUUCACAUUUCGUCCUCCUUCACCCUCUUCAUCUCCCAAAUCCGUACCUACUUGUUUGGUUUCUCUUAGCUCUCCUUGCAGGAAGCUGUCUUCUAAACUCUCGCUUCAUGAAUCUAUUCCCGUUCUUUUCAGGUUUUCAAGUGGUUGCCAGGCCACAACUCGCAAAGAGAGGUAUUGGCGCAAAUCAGAAGUGGUUUCAAAAUAUUACGAUCGCCAAGAACUUCUUCAUCGUGACUACUGCAGCUGUGAAUUAUCUACAAGAUCAGUAACUGUUAUGGAUAAUCCUUGUGCCUUUGAGAAGUCACUGGCAAAGGGAGUUCAUGAAAAUAUAGAUAACCAUGAAUCUAGCAGUGCAGUCAGCAGUUCAGUUAUGAAGUUUAUGCUCCUGUCUGGUUUCUUCAUACUUCAAAACUCUCAGCAGGCAUUAGCCGGUUCAGAUGUUGCUACUGGGUUGCAGUCAGUCCCUCUUCUGGGAGACCUUGGUGAUAUUAGCACAGGUUUUGCGUCAGCGUUUUUGCUAAUCUUUUUCUCAGAACUAGGGGACAAGACUUUUUUCAUUGCAGCUCUUCUAGCAGCUAGGAACUCUGCUGCUAUUGUUUUUGCUGGAACUUUUGGUGCACUUGCGUAUGUUAUUUCACCAUGGCUGACUAUGUAUUUUUGUUUUUCAUUGCCACACCCCUUCGGACAAAUUCGUAUCUGUUAUCCAAUCCCAUUUGACAUAGAAUUAGCUCUUCUAGCAGCUAGGAACUCUGCUGCUAUUGUUUUUGCUGGAACUUUUGGUGCACUUGCUCAGGUGUAUUUUGGAGUUACGACUUUGCUUGAUGCCAGCUCAAGCGAUGGACUAAAGGCAGAAGAUGAGCAGAAGGAGGCAGAGUUGGCUGUCUCAAAGUUCUCAGGAAAUGGUGCUGGGAUAUUAGCUGCUGCCAGUACUGUCGUCAGCACCUUUGCAUUAGUAUUUGUUGCUGAGUGGGGCGACAAGUCAUUUUUCUCUACAAUUGCCCUUGCUGCUGCUUCUUCACCCCUCGGAGUCAUUGGAGGUGCACUAGCUGGUCAUGGUGUUGCAACAUUGCUUGCAGUUCUAGGAGGUUCUUUGCUAGGGACAUUUUUAUCAGAGAAGAUUAUUGCAUAUGUUGGAGGUGUUCUUUUUCUCGUCUUCGCUGCCGUAACUUUAGUCGAGAUAGUAAACUAGAAACUGUAAUAUUUGGAACUCUUUUCUUGACAUGAUUUGUGAAUUAACUUGUUUUCUUUGUGGAAUAAAGAUAUAUAUCUUAGCAAAGAUUUAUGGGUUA
Molecule: messenger RNA, 1436 nt
Organism: Cucurbita pepo subsp. pepo (vegetable marrow)
Lineage: Eukaryota; Viridiplantae; Streptophyta; Magnoliopsida; Cucurbitales; Cucurbitaceae
Source: RefSeq, a predicted model, not a curated record